UCUCCAGCUCAGAAAUGGCGCAGGACAGACUGAGCAGAAGGUUCCAGUAGCUCACCGUCAACCCUUCUUCCUCUCCUUCCGUCGACGGAAGCUGCUUCGGGAGAUCUCCAAUGGCAAAGCGUCUGAUUCCGACUCUCAACCGCAUCCUGGUUGAGAAAAUCGUGCCUCCGUCCAAGACCAACACCGGGAUCCUCCUCCCGGAGAAGACCUCCAAGCUGAACUCCGGGAAGGUCGUUGCUGUGGGUCCCGGAGCCCGGGACAGGGACGGGAAGCACAUCCCUGUCAGUGUCGAGGAAGGCGACACGGUCCUCUUGCCGGAGUAUGGAGGGACUGAAGUGAAGCUCGGCGACAAGGAGUAUCAUCUGUUCCGGGAUGAUGAUAUACUGGGGACUCUACAUGAUUAGCAUGCUCGAUUAUUCCCCCAUACGAGUUUAUCCAGAAGAGAUGUAUUAACAAUUGUCUCAUAUGGAGUUUGCUUCUGAAACAAAAUCUGCUGUUCGAUUAUGCUUGCGUUCCUGAAUUGUAGUGAGAUCGAUUCAUAAAGUCAUGUCCUUGUUUUGAUCGUGCGAAACAGAUGCACUGUUUUAUUUCUUUUUGGAAGCAGACUUCCUCUUGCAAUUAGAAUGGAUUUGAUUGCAUAAGUUCUCUUGA
This is a messenger RNA of Punica granatum (pomegranate), 651 nucleotides long. The record is from RefSeq and is a predicted model, not a curated record. Lineage: Eukaryota; Viridiplantae; Streptophyta; Magnoliopsida; Myrtales; Lythraceae.